This is a messenger RNA of Penicillium macrosclerotiorum, 2256 nucleotides long. RefSeq lists its product as uncharacterized. Bases 1 to 2256 code for a protein of 751 amino acids. NCBI's taxonomy places the organism in Eukaryota, Fungi, Ascomycota, Eurotiomycetes, Eurotiales, Aspergillaceae. The transcript is spliced from 2 exons. The record is from RefSeq and is a predicted model, not a curated record.
AUGUCCACGGAUCCGCCUGGUGCGGGUGUGCCCAAUGAAGAAGGCCCGCCUGUCGACAUCGACUCCAACGCCCGAAGGGCUUCGGGCGCCAGACGGUCGCGUCGCAAGAAGGACGACGAUACAACAAACCACACCGCUACACCAGAAUCCAAAGUCAAGAAGGAGACCAAGCCAACUCGGGCCCCUCGUCGCCCCCGGGAAAAAUCCAUGUCCACCGCGGCGGCGCGCAAGAAAGCCAAGCUGGAGCAACCGGGAGACGAAGCCACGGGGCCUGCCGGGGCCGGGGCUGCAGCACCAGCACCCACACCAGCUGCAACGUCAGCAGCGUCGGUAGUAUCACCAACCACCGCCGCUCCCCCUCCUCCUGCUGUCCCGGCCGAUUCCCGAAGUCCUCCUCCUCAAUUGCACACGGCCCCGAGCCCUCCUCAGCCGACUCCACCCCCGGCCUACUCAAGUCCACAUCCCCCCCCGGCUGCCCGGCCCCAGGAGCCUGCGUCGCGGCCAUAUCAACAAGUGCACGCACAACCACAACCACAACCCCCACCAUCACAACCCACCAAAGCCCCCCAAGCUCCCCAACGGACCAGUGGACAAAACUUUGAUCCUAUUCGAUCCGCGUUUGACAACCCGUCCCCCGCCCCGACUUAUACUCCUCCACCUCAUAUCGCCUCGCCGCGAAAUAAUGGCUAUCGCGCCAGUGCAUCGCCGGCUAUCUCCAGCAUCAUCGAUCCACCACAGUUCUCAAACCCGGUCGAUUUGUAUGUAGUGCCUCCGCGCACAUCGCCUGGCUAUGUCUCGUCCGUCUCCUCGCCAGCGCCACCGGCGAUGGCACAUACACCGACCCACCCGACCCUUGCUCCCUCGCCUAUACCUGCGUCCUCUCCAUCGCACGGAGCGUUUACACCUCAGCCCACUCACGUUUCCCCAUAUGCUUCUAUGGAACAACGUCCACCACUGCAAUCGCAGCCCUCUCAAUUAGAACUCUCCUCGCCGGCCUUACAGGUGCAGCAACCACCAGCACAACCCAAGUCACAAUCCCAACCUCCAGAGCCCUCGGCACAUAUAUCUACUCCGCCACGCCCUACUCAGCAAUCAUCCGAUGCCAUGGAUAUCGACUCGAAGGAGCAGCCGGCGUCUACCACGAAGAAAGAAAAAGGCACGACCACGGCUCCGACAUCCAAGGCACCCUCUCCCAAGCCGGCUCGCGCUGCAAAGGAAGCUCCGAAGAUACCCCAGGGAUCCGGUCUGAUCACGAACGCACUGUUCGGUGGCAUUGAUGAGUCCUCCAAGUCCGAUGCGCGCAGCUCACCCAAUAUCAUUGUGCAUGUCCCCUUGCAAAAGGGCAACCAAGUCAUCAACUUCGCGCAACUCGCCGAGGAACGCUACGGGUUUGCCGCGCUGCAUCCUCGUCUGGCGGCUCAUAAAGAGCGUCUGGCACGCGUCGCCGCCGCCGGAGACGCACUGGAGCGGAACGUCAAAGGUGGGAAGGGAGCGUCAGCUGGGGAGAGUGCUGACGAAGAUCUCAGUUUGGACAUGGAUCGUGACAGUGACAUGGACGGUGAUAUCAGCAUGCUCGGCGCCGGUCCUGGAACCAACGCCCCCUCCGAAACAAGCGACGGCAAAAAGAAGCGACGCAAGAAGGUCGAAGAAUACGACCGAGACGACCCCUUUGUUGAUGACAGCGAGUUGGCCUGGCAGGAACAAGCCGCCGCAAGUAAAGACGGUUUCUUUGUUUAUAGUGGUCCCCUCGUCCCCGAGGGCGAGAAGGUCCAGGUGGAACGUGCUGACGGCACCAUCAAACGUGGCCGUGGACGCGGCAGAGGAACCGGCCGCGGCCGCUCCAUCGCCUCUCAUCCACAUGUCCCGAUAGCCGCCGCCGUCCCUAUCUCCCAGGACACCGGUCUACCUCUCCGCGGCCCUGGCUCCCGCGGUGGUACCUCGCGCCGCGCGCGAACCGCCAAGAAAGCCGAUCAGGCUGACAAACAUGCCGAUAAACACGACAAACACGCCGACAAACACGCCGACCGCAGCGGCACCACUGCCUCAUCCGCCCAUGAAGGCCGCAGCGGUCGCGGCGGCAGUGCAGCCGGCAGCUCUUCCCGUGGCGGUGGCGGUGGUGGUGCGCGCGGCGGCAAGUCUAGCUCCUUGACGACGAUGGUAGAUCUGGCGCCUGCGCCGCCGUCCAACUCUACCCCCAAUAUUGCUCCUGCGCCUAGCCCGAGCCCGCUGACUGGGCCGGAGCUCGUAAUGAAAUAG